AUGGGUGUCUUGAGCUGCAUGAAGUACCUGAUGUUCAUCUUCAACGUGCUGGUGUUUGCUGGGGGAACAUGCCUGGCAGGCAUGGGAGUCUGGGUGGUCGUGGACCCGGCCGGUUUCCAAGACAUUGUGGCUGCCAGGGCCGUGCUGAGCGCAGGCGCGUGGCUGCUGCUGGUCGUGGGCAUUGCCCUGUCCCUGCUGGGCUUCCUGGGCUGCUGCGGGGCCCUGCGCCGGAGCCGCCCACUCCUACUGCUGUUCUUCAUCCUUGUCAGCCUCGUCUUCCUCACACAGCUUAUUGGGGCCGUUCUCUUCCUGGUGCACUGGAAACAGUUCUCGUGCUGUGGUGUUUUAGGACCUGAAGACUUUGGAAAUGGCUCCCGCUUCCAAGAGCUGCACCCAGGCAUGCCAUGGCCACAAGCAUGCUGUGCCCGGGAUGGGCUUCUGCAGGCGGGAGAGCUCCUGGGCUGGGAACAGUGCCAGGACAGAAGCCCUGGCUACAUCCAUGAGCAGGGCUGCUUCUCUACCUUCGGCAAGACCCUGCAGAAGUACAUCUCCCUCCCUGGGACCUGCAGCUUGGCUGUGCUAGGCAUUGAGAUCUUUGCCAUGUUCUUCGCCUUUUGCCUUUACUACAACUUCGACUGA
Lonchura striata (white-rumped munia) is the source of this 639-nucleotide messenger RNA. The record is from RefSeq and is a predicted model, not a curated record. NCBI's taxonomy places the organism in Eukaryota, Metazoa, Chordata, Aves, Passeriformes, Estrildidae.